UGGGCUAUCCCUACAAUCAUGUUUACUGUAAACUUGUGAUAUGUAAUGUUAUAUGCAUAGCUUGCGAUUUUUAGACCUUUCAUAAAACGUGUGAUAUUCCAACUUGCUUAAUUCAACACGUAACUGCGUUAUUAUUGCUUAACCUCUAGAUAUGAAACACGAACGCAUUUCAAAUAGCAACAACUUAGAGAGUAAAACUAAGUAAGUUCACUUUUCUGUUUUGAAGUUUGUCCAACGCUUGAGUAGAAUUGAACACUAGUCGAGAUUUUCUCAACCGAUCUUUAAAAUAAUAAUUCAAACAGGGGAAAUCUUCCUACGAGCCCUGUAAAGUAUUUGUUCCUCUCUCUACCAAGACUGUGAUUUACAAAGCUGACUAUAAAAUUGCGCAAAAAAUUAUAUUAUGUUUAUAGCUUUCAGCUUUUUAUUUCUUUCGGCACAGGAAGGAGGAUAAAGAUUUCUGCGCGCGUACUUAUUCUGUUCCCACACCAAAAAGAUUUUAAUGAAAUACCGUCAUUCUAAGCUAGAUAAUAAAUAAUAAAUUUAAAGCUAGAUAUUAACUUAGUCGUUUCGCCUUGUCAUUCUAAGCUUAUAAUGAGGGUCUCUAUUCUCGUCUCGAAGUUUCUCUGGGGGCCGGGGGCCUUGUUGCCCAAUUUUUUAAAAAAAUUUCUUGACUGCCUCCUGUUCACCAAGGAAAAUAUGAAACGAGGUUGGUUUUUAUUUUGUUGCCAUUGGCAUACAAAAUGGUAGAUUUUUUAUGUUGUUGAGCGUAAUUGUUGAGUAAGUAUUGAUGUGAAGAAACCGAGGAAAAUUUUGUCAAUCCGAGAAAAGGAUGUCACACGGUGCUUUCAACAAACAAUGGGCAGAUGCUCAAGCAACCGUCGAAGAUCUGUUGGAGAUUGAGUUACCAAAAGAACCCCCAAAACCUGAAAGGGAUAGAAUUGCAGCAUUUCAAUUUUUGGCAGUUAUGUAUGUGAAGUACAUUCAAAUUUUCAGAAGAUUGGAAGAAUGCUAUGAUCAGAUUGUGCAUCCCCAGAAACGUCGAGUUCUCAGACAUUUGUUGGAUGGGACAAUGGGCAGGAUUUUGGAACUGAAGAACGAGAUGGUCGUUUUAGAGUACUCAGAAUACCACUAUCUUGACGAUGUCCUGUCUGAUCUCAAGCUCACUCCUAAUGAUAUUGAGAUACCGAUCCCCAAGUACUUUAUUCACGAGAACAGUCAGGCGAUCAAAGAACGUGAGAAAAUGAUGGGAACGGUCUUGGCCGGCAUGAAACAAACCCAGCCUGCAACUCAGAUGGUAGAAGAAAUUCAAAUAUCACCAGAGGAUGCAAUUCGUAUUGUGCAGAUACAUGAGAGAGCACGCCAAGGAAGACUUAGAGCAAAGUUUAUGAGAGAAAUAAGGGCACAGGAAGAGAGAGAACGCUUGGCAGCCUCCAAAGGUGCACCAACCAUAGACAGAGAUUUAGCAGCUACUCAAAUUCAAAAGAUUUGGAAAGGCUUUUCAACCCGAAAGAAAACUGUGAGGAUGAGGGAAGAGGAGCUUAUGUUUGUUGGAAUGAAAGCUCCCCAGGAUGUACCCUUCAAAGAGACUCCCAUGUUCAUUUCUGACCAAACAAAGGAUCAUCGCAGAGUUGUUCAAGAAGAGUACGAGCGAGAUUAUCAAAAGGCUUUGAUUACGGUUAAAGAUAAACUAGUGGAGAUUGAAGGUCCAGAAAUGAAAGAGAAAAUGCAAGACCAAGUUAGACAAUGGUUCAUCGAAUGCAGAGAUGCCACUGGAAAAUUCCCAGAAUAUCCAACUGAAGAAGAAGGAGGAUCUGCUGCAAUAUUCACACAGAAAGACCCUGCACAAGUUGAAGAGGAAUUAAAAAAGAAGGAAGAAGAAAAGGCAAAGAAGAAAGGCAAAAAGGAUAAGAAAGACAAAAAGGACAAAAAGGACAAAAAAGGAGGGAAGAAAGGAAAGAAAGGAAAGGGUGAUGAGGAUGAGGAAGAAGGAAUCAAAUUCCAGCCUUCUUCGUUUGUUCCAACAGUCGACGAAGCAAGUCUGUCUUACAAAGAUGUGUGGUCAACUCGAGAUGAAACAAAUAAUUUUGCGCAAAAACAUGACGCUGAAUUGAUCAAAGAAGCCAAAAGAGUGGAAGUGGAGAAUGAGAUACGAUUGCAUGUUGAUGAGUUAAUGAGACAGGAGCUCAAGAACUUAAAGCUAGCUGUAGAUCGUGACAAGCAAGGCAAGAAAGGAAAGCGAGGGAAGAGCGGCAAAGGAAAAAAGGGUGGUAAAAAGAAAAAGAAAAGUGGCAAGAAAAGUGGAAAGAAGGGAAAAAAGGGAAAGAAGAAAGAAAAGGAUUUGACUGCGGAUAGAACUAUCGAAUCUUUGUACGAAGAGCUCGUUGUCGAAGGCAUUUUGGUGCGCCCAAACAAAGUCAGUGUGUCGGAUUACAUUGGGGAGUACAGCUAUUUGGGAACAACAUUACGUCAAGCAAAUAUCGAACCAAUGCCUUCAUUAUCAGACGUCCGAAGAGUUAUUACUGAGUUCUGUAUUUUACCACUUGGAUCACAGAUUGUGCACGAAAAAGCUCCCCACGUCAAAUCAGUCAUGAUCGCAGGACCGCGUGGCUGUGGUAAAAAGAUGCUGGUUGAUGCUAUAUGCACGGAGGCUGGUGCCAACUUGUUUGACUUAACUGCCGCAAACAUUGCUGGGAAAUACCCUGGAAAAGCCGGUCUGCAAAUGAUGUUGCAUCUAGUCUUCAAGGUUGCUCGUCAACUACCUCCAUCUGUUGUUUAUAUUGGAGACUGCGAGAAGACAUUCCUCAAAAAAGUCCCAAAGACAGAUAAGACAGAGCCCAGGAGACUCAAAAAAGACUUGCCGAAAAUUUUAAAAUCACUGAAACCAGAAGACAGAGUUUUGAUUGUCGGAACUUCAAGAACACCAUUUGAUGCCGAGGUAAAACCAUUAUGUGCAGCUUAUCAGAAGAUAGUUCUAAUCCCAAGACCAGAUUAUGCUUCUAGAUUCGUGUUGUGGCCAAGUCUGAUAAAGAAAUACGGAGGAAGAAUAUCAGAUGCACUCGACUUCAGUUCUUUGUCAAAAAUUUCUGAUGGAUACACCCCUGGUCAUUUGCUAACAGCCAUUAAAACCGUUUUGACUGAACGACGAAUCCAACAGCUUUCAAAAAAACCACUAACAGCGGCUGAGUUCAUCCCUCCACUAGCCAAGAUUGACCCAAUUUACAAAGAAGAAGAAGAGGCUUUCAAGAUUUGGUACGUAAAAACGCCGCUUGGCAAAAAGCGAGCGAAAGCUGCAAAGGAGGAAGAAGAGGGCACUGGAGGAAAGAAAGACAAAAAGGGGGCGAAAGGAAAAGGGAAGAAAAAGAAAUAAGAAAAGAAGAGGAAAACUGAAGUAAAGAAAUAUAUUUCUCUAGGUUUAAUUUGCUUCCAAAUUGUAAAUAUUUCUCAAGCAUUAAUUUUAUAAGCAGAGCAAUUUCUUGACAGGUAACAAAAUUUCUAAAUGCACUUGAUUAUUGUAUGUUGUUAGUUUCACAAAAAUCAAGUAAAUGUGUCAACAUGGCUGCUUUCUAUCGCCAUUUUUCUUUUUAAAAUGUCCUUCUGCCUGUAAUAAACUGCAUAAAAGGAGCGAAAUGCUAUCAAUGUUAUUCUUAACUCUUGAAAGAGUCGAGAAGCAGUUAGUCUUUCAACCGAAACACCCAAACUUCCCCGUACAAAGGCAAAUCGUUUGAAACUUGAGCUCGUCUGUUUUCCUCUCAACGAUUUCCAGUUUGAAGCA
This is a messenger RNA of Rhopilema esculentum, 3772 nucleotides long. RefSeq names its product dynein regulatory complex subunit 11. Gene Ontology annotation, molecular function: ATP binding; ATP hydrolysis activity. The record is from RefSeq and is a predicted model, not a curated record. NCBI's taxonomy places the organism in Eukaryota, Metazoa, Cnidaria, Scyphozoa, Rhizostomeae, Rhizostomatidae.